UUCAGCCACCCCUAAACAAACGCUAGAAUCUUCGAGCGAACCCCAAACACUGUCCAUAUAUAUUGCUCAAUUUUCGCCCAAAUUUUUGUCUACUGCUUUGAUCGUGCGGUCUCGCUCUCCUUCUUUUGGUUAAUCAGAAUCUACUAUAGCCAUGGGGAAGAGUUACCCAGCUGUUAGCGUGGAGUAUCAGAAAGCUAUCGAGAAGUGCAAGAAGAAGCUCAGAGGGCUUAUUCAAGAGAAGCAUUGUGCUCCCAUCAUGCUCCGAUUGGCAUGGCACUCAGCUGGUACCUACGAUGUGAAGACGAAGACAGGAGGACCAUUUGGUACCAUAAGGCACCCAGCAGAGCUCGCGCAUGAGGCUAACAAUGGUCUUGACAUUGCGGUCAGGCUUCUGGAACCGAUCAAGGAGCAGUUUCCAAUAAUAUCCUACGCUGACUUGUAUCAGUUGGCUGGAGUGGUGGCAGUGGAGGUUACUGGAGGACCCGAGAUUCCUUUCCACCCUGGGAGAACGGACAAAACUGAACCCCCUCCAGAAGGUCGCUUACCAAAUGCCACUAAAGGUUCGGAUCAUUUAAGGGAUAUCUUUGGCCACAUGGGUCUGUCUGAUAAAGACAUAGUUGCUUUAUCUGGUGGACACACACUGGGAAGGUGCCACAAAGAACGCUCUGGAUUUGAGGGACCUUGGACACAAAACCCUCUCUUUUUUGACAACUCUUAUUUCAAGGAACUUCUCAGUGGAGAGAGAGAAGGUUUGAUUCAGCUGCCAUCAGACAAGGCCCUUCUAAGUGAUCCAGUCUUCCGUCCUCUUGUUGAAAAAUAUGCUGCCGACGAGGAUGCGUUCUUUGCGGACUAUGCUGAAGCUCACCUGAAGCUAUCCGAACUUGGAUUCGCGGAUGCAGAGUAAGAUCUUACGGGAGACGCUACUGUUCUACUAGUUCUAAUCCAGUCUUGAGCAGUGGGUUUUUCAUGCAUAUAAAAUGGUCUAUCACCUUUAAUUUGUCCAGAUAAUAAUGUACCGCCUUGGGAUAGAACUAUAUGGAUGCAAUUAUCUCAUUGUAAUCAUUGGCGCCUGUUAAGUGAACUGUUUGAUCGUUUGCGCUAGACAUUGUAUCGUGGAAGGGUGCCCAGACUUCAGUUUGAUUUAACGUGAUUGCGAAUAUUACUGGCAUCUGGACACAGAUGGCUUUAUAGAAA
Messenger RNA from Neltuma alba, 1194 nucleotides. RefSeq names its product L-ascorbate peroxidase 2, cytosolic. Bases 152 to 904 code for a protein of 250 amino acids. Gene Ontology annotation, cellular component: chloroplast. The transcript has 10 exons. NCBI's taxonomy places the organism in Eukaryota, Viridiplantae, Streptophyta, Magnoliopsida, Fabales, Fabaceae. The record is from RefSeq and is a predicted model, not a curated record. Gene Ontology annotation, biological process: hydrogen peroxide catabolic process; cellular response to oxidative stress; response to reactive oxygen species. Gene Ontology annotation, molecular function: peroxidase activity; heme binding.